AUGUCAUCCCACAUUCCACCGACAGCUCUGUGGCUUGAGCGAUCUCGUCUCGACGGAAUGAUGCUAGGGGCAGUAUCCUACGGCGGAUUCUUCAUCCUUACAGUGCAAGCUGCGAUCGCUCUCAUGCAACGGCCUCGACAUGGGGGGAAGAUUACAGAUAAUCGUUUGGCUCUUCUUGCCUACAUCUUUAUAACGUUUGUAUUGGGGACGAUAGGCCUCGCUGGGAACGUAAAAUACACGGAGAUGGUCUGGAUAGACCUUCGUGAUGUGCCUGGUGGGCCGGUUGCGUUAAUCGAGAAUGAAAUGGCUUACCCUAUCAAUGUCGUAACGAUUUCCUGCUACUUCGUCAUGGAGUGGUUUACGCAAGCCCUGCUUCUUUACAGAUGUUGUGUGAUAUGGAAUUGGGCUAGAUACGUGAUAAUCCCGGUGACCACUAUCUAUAUCGCCAUGAUUAUAAUGUCUGUUCUCGUCUUGAUCCAGUCAACUGCCGGCGCCAUUUGGUACAAUAUGAAUGUCCAGCUUGCCUACUUCUGCAUCGAAGUGGGGCUCAGUGUAAUUUAUACCGUUCUCGUGACGAAUCGCUUGCUCGUCAUGCGAGGCCUGAUGAGGCAGGUCGUGCAAGAACAUGACUAUUCUAACAUCUACAAUACCACCAUUCUCCUGGUCUUCGAAUCCAAUAUGCUAUACUCUGCCUGCGCCAUUAUUUUCAUAGUUUCCUUCGCUCUGCAUAGUAAUGUCUCCAAUCUGUGUUUCUUCUCUAUUGGUUAUGUCCAGGGCAUUGCGCAGUUGCUCAUUAUUAUCAGUGUAGCACGGGGGCAGGCAAUUACAUGCGAACUGUCAACCCCAGUUGAUAACGUGUCUACGUGUAUAGUAUUCUCGGGGACCGCAUCGGACGCACUAGAGGGAAGCAAUAAUGAGCGAGUAGCUAGAUCUGAGCAGGAUAGCAUUCGGUUGUAUUCUGUUGGGACGGAAUUUGACUAUUCUGUGUACGAGACUGCGGGUACUCUAUGCGACCACGCUGUUUGA
Molecule: messenger RNA, 1026 nt
Organism: Suillus bovinus
Lineage: Eukaryota; Fungi; Basidiomycota; Agaricomycetes; Boletales; Suillaceae
Exons: 7
Coding region: 1-1026 (341 amino acids)
Source: RefSeq, a predicted model, not a curated record